Molecule: messenger RNA, 2594 nt
Organism: Phaedon cochleariae (mustard beetle)
Lineage: Eukaryota; Metazoa; Arthropoda; Insecta; Coleoptera; Chrysomelidae
Source: the annotation of a GenBank genome assembly
AUGAUAAUAAAUUUUCAUCUGAUAAUUUGAAAAAAUGGCAAGUUUGGGGCAUUGCGAAUCUCCCGGCUGCACUAACUCAGCGAAGUUACAAUGCCCCACUUGCAUCAAGCUCGGCAUCCCAGGCUCCUUUUUCUGCUCGCAGGAGUGCUUCAAGAGCAAUUGGAAGAGCCACAAGAUCAUACAUUCAUUAGCCAAGGGCGAAAAUGUUGAUGGUAGAAAAGAUGAUUUAUACAACCCCUGGCCCCACUAUAGCUUUACUGGUAAGCUGAGACCUUUUCCAUUGAGUGCAAAGAGGGUUGUACCAGUAAGUAUUGAGAGACCAGACUAUGCUGACCAUCCACAAGGUUAUCCAUUGAGUGAACAAGCUGUCAAAGGGUCUGGCCUAAUAAAAGUACUGGAUGAUGAGGAAAUUGAAGGAAUGCAUGUUGCAUGUAAACUUGGACGUGAGGUGAUAGAUGAGGCUGCCAGAGUGUGUGAUGUUGGUGUUACCACAGAUGAAAUUGAUAGAGUUGUUCAUGAAGCAUGCCUUGAAAGGGAUUGCUACCCCUCCCCCCUCAACUACUAUGAAUUUCCCAAGUCAUGCUGUACCAGUGUCAAUGAAGUUAUUUGUCAUGGAAUUCCUGACCAACGUCCUCUCAAAGAUGGUGAUCUUUGCAAUGUUGAUAUCACGGUGUACCACAAGGGCUUUCAUGGUGAUUUGAAUGAGACAUUUUUUGUUGGCAAUGUCAGUGACAAGCAUAAGAAUCUGGUGAAAGUGACUCAUGAGUGUCUCAUGAAGGCUAUUGAGAUUGUCAAACCAGGAGAAAAAUAUCGGGAGAUUGGUAAUGUGAUCCAGAAACAUGCACAGGCACAUGGUUAUUCAGUGGUUAGGAGUUAUUGUGGUCAUGGAAUUCAUAGGUUGUUCCAUACAGCUCCAAAUGUACCUCAUUAUGCCAAAAAUCGAGCCGUGGGGGUGAUGAAAGCGGGCCACUCGUUCACCAUCGAGCCGAUGAUCUCGGAGGGAACGUGGCGCGACGAGGUGUGGCCGGACAAGUGGACGGCAGUGACGGCGGACGGUAUGUGGUCGGCGCAGUUCGAGCAGACCCUGCUGGUCAACGAGACGGGAUGCGAGAUAAUGACGAGAAGGAGGGAGAGAGACGGACAGCCGCAUUUCAUGGACAAGAUGGGGUAGAGGUUCGGGUUCGCUCAAGGUAUCACUGAACUAUCAACAACGAAUGGAAGGACAAUACUAGUUCACAGUUGAAUUGGGAGAAUGAACAAAUUUUCAUUCCUAUAUAUAGUUUAUGAGACUUCAUUAAACACAUAUUUUUUAUUUUUUAGUGCGAUCAAAUUUGUAUUCAGAAAAAAAUCGUGAAGAUAUAUUUUCAGCUCCUCCACCAUUUUCAUGAGCUAAUAAUGCGAACCGUUUUACGCCAGUACAGACAAGAUUUAUCGGUAAAUGCAAUCAAAUCUAAUGAUUCAGAAAAUUUCGUUCUGACAUCAUAGUUAGCCAUGGUAUUUGAAAUGACGUAUUUUUUAAAAAUUCACCCCUAUACCAAAUACCUGAUGAAAUGGGAAUUGUAGACGAAACAUAUAUAUUAGAAAAGCAUAAUAAUUGACGAUUAUAAAAUUACGGGGAUAUUCAAAAUGACAAUGAUGCUGACAGCUCUUUCUUGAGGUUGAUCAUUCUAAUUUGAAUUCUUGUAGAAAGGUUGAAGAGAUAUUUCAAUUUCUCCAAGAAAUUGAUAACUUAGGUCUGGCAACAGUGGUGGAAACCUGAUUUACACCAUUCGUGGUAGUCAAGGUCAUCAUCUGACGUUUCAAUGACAUAAAAACUACGGGAAAACAUUCCUAACUCCUGGCUCAGAUUGAAAGUUAGACAUGUUUUCAAGUAGUUUUCAUGUCAUCGCAACGUCAGAAGAUGACCUUGACUACGGUGAAUACACAAACGUCUCUUGCCAGUCAUUCAAUUAGUAACUUGCUGCCGAGCUGCGGAAAAUUUCAAGGUUAUCAGAAGGUUAUAAGGUAUCAUGAGGAAGGAAAAUAUCGUUUCUGCAUGAAAAAGGAGACUACUUCUGACCUCUCGGCCUAAAUCAACCUUUUUCCUUAAAAAAAAUUACUUGAGUGAAAAAAAAAUGACUCCAUGCAGGGACUUGAACACGAGCCACCGCCGAGAAAGUCAGAUGGACAUCCCACUGAGCUAUCAAGAUAUUCGAAAGUUUCAUCUACGGAGAAAUAUCAUGUGUGUUUUGAAAAAUAUACUUUUCAGGUAAAAGGUCCAUCUAGGCUGAGUGAGGUUAAAAGUUUCUGAUAACCUUGAGAUUUACCGCAGCACAGCAGCAAGCUACUUUUUGAACGACUGGCGAGAGACACAUCAUUCCUUCAAAAUUUGUUGGUGUAGCUUCACGACAAAUCAGCUGAUUCAUGGUGUGGUGCUUUUUACACAGAAAAUCAAACGAAAGAACCAGUAUUGUCCUUCCAUUUGUCGGUUAUAGGUUAGUGGUUGGUAAAUUUCCUCCAAGUGUUUCUGAACAUCUGUUUAUGAAAAUUGAAGAUAGAAAUCUCCUUUUUGUUUUGGAAUAAUAAAAAUAUGUUACUUUAAAUUUUUUAUUCAG